Molecule: messenger RNA, 2222 nt
Organism: Nicotiana tabacum (common tobacco)
Lineage: Eukaryota; Viridiplantae; Streptophyta; Magnoliopsida; Solanales; Solanaceae
Product: tubby-like F-box protein 5
Molecular function (GO): protein binding
Source: RefSeq, a predicted model, not a curated record
GGAGUCACUAGGUGAGGUCCAAAGUCUGCAACUUAAAGGGAAAACUUUUUGAUGCAUACCACGUUGGAAAGCUCUUCAACUUGGGUGGGCGGAGAUUACGGCGGAGUUGGUGGUGCCACUGGCAGUUUCUGGCGAUGUGAGAACCCCUCGGAAUGGAAAAAGACUAAUCUACCGUUCUUCAGAUCUCUACAUUCUUGAGCUUUCUCUCAUCAAAUAUUAUAGGAGUAAUUUUUUGCAACUCAUUUCUCAGGGUUUUUUUUCCUUCUUCUUUCUCUUCCCCCCUAUUUCAGACCCAUUUUUGGUUUUUGUUGGUGUGUUUCUUUCUGUUUGAAGUUUGGAGUUUUCAUUCCAGAUUUAACGUUUUCAUCUUUUUUUGGCCUUUUUCUCCUCCUCUUUUUUUUUUUUUUUUUUUUUUUUUUUUUUUUUUUUUUUUUUUUUUUGUUGUCUUUUUUCUCAUUUCAUGUUAAGGAUCUGAAGCCCAUUUUUUGUAUUUCUGUUUUGUAUUAAUUUGCCUUUGUGGUGUAUUAAUGUUGCUCAAUUUUUGAACUGGGAACAGUUUAAUUUCUAAUAAGUUUUGAUUUUGAUUUUGAUUUUGAUUUUCCUAUUCUUGAGCUGUGGUAGAAAUUGUGCAAAUAUCUAUUUGCCUUUGUGGAGACAGGAAUAUGAUGGUUGAACCGGGCCAAAGUAAUUCUCAUUUUCACUGUUCUAAAUGUUGAAGGGGAGCCUUGGCGUAACUGGUAAAGUUGCUGCCAUGUGACCAGGAGGUCACGGGUUCGAGCCGAGAAAAUGGCCUCUUGCAAAAAUGCAGGGAAAGGCUUGUUAAUGUGAUAAAUAGAGAUGUCGUUCAAGAGCAUUGUCCGUGAGCUGAGAGAGAUGAAAGAUGGGAUAGGGAGUAUAUCAAGGAGGGGAAUGGAAGGAAGGCGUUGGCGAAACAGAACCCGAUCACAUAUAGCACCUGAAGUGUCACAUUUUGAUCCUGAUCAACAAGGCCAAUGGGCAAAUUUACCAUCAGAAUUGCUAUUGGAUAUUAUCCGCAGGGUUGAAGAGAGUGAGACGUCGUGGCCUGCUCGGACCGUUGUAGUCUUUUGUGCUUCUGUUUGUAAGUCAUGGAGGGAAGUUACUAAAGAAAUUGUCAAGACUCCCGAGGAAUGUGGUAGGCUUACCUUUCCCAUUUCACUGAAGCAGCCGGGUCCCCGUGAAUCCCCAAUUCAUUGCUUUAUAAAGCGGGACAGAGCUAAUUCAGUUUAUCGCCUCUACUUCGGUUUGACUCCAUCUGAAGAUGAAAGCGAUAAGCUAUUGCUGGCUGCCAAAAGGACCAGAAGGGCAACAAGCACAGAAUUUGUAAUUUCAUUGGUUGGGGACGAUUUUUCUCGAGCUAGCAGUACAUAUGUUGGAAAACUGAGAUCUAACUUUCUUGGGACCAAGUUCAUCGUAUAUGAUAGCCAACCUCCAAGUGAUGCAGCGAUUCAACAUUGCGGUCAACUUAGUCGACGAUUCAGUGUGAAGCAAGUUUCUCCGACAGUACCUGCGUGCAACUACAGUGUCGCCACCAUUAACUAUGAACUCAAUGUUCUCCGAACAAGAGGACCUAGGAGAAUGCAUUGCGCCAUGCAUUCUAUCCCUUUCUCCUCUAUACAAAAGGGAGGCAGCGCUUCAACACCUAAAUCAUUCCCACAAUCUUUUGACGAGAAGUCAUUUCCCCCACCAGUCUCAAAAUCAAAGGAGCCAAUUGUAGAUAUCAGCUUGCCUGGCUUUUCAAGCUCAACGAUGUCACUGCUUUCUCGAGAGCCACUCGUGCUAAAAAACAAGGCCCCUAGAUGGCAUGAACAAUUGCAGUGCUGGUGCCUAAAUUUUAAAGGUCGCGUUACAGUGGCGUCUGUGAAAAACUUUCAGCUAGCGACAGCAGUUGAUCCUUCUCAGAAUAUACCAGUUGCAGUACAAGAAACAGUAAUAUUGCAAUUUGGCAAAAUCGGAAAAGAUAUCUUCACCAUGGAUUACUGCUACCCGCUAUCUGCCUUCCAAGCUUUCGCAAUCUGCUUGAGCAGCUUUGACACGAAACCAGCAUGCGAAUGAUUUCGUGCAGAAUGUAAUUCAUGAUAAUUUUUGUCUCUUGGUUUCUGGAUAAUGUUCUGAAUUGAUGUUUAUAUUUCUCUGAGAAGUUGCCAAUGCGCCGCAAUAUUUAUGAAUGAGAAUAUCAAUAUAUACAUGCAGUAUAUAUCUAA